AUGACUCGCUCACAGUCCUCAGCGUCCACGGCCGACGACCCCGCCGAGAACACGGCCGACGAGGAGGAUUCCGAAGAUUACUGCAAGGGCGGCUACCAUCCCGUCCAGAUCGGCGAGAACUUCAAGGACGGCCGGUACACGGUGGUGCGCAAGCUGGGAUGGGGCCACUUCUCGACCGUGUGGCUGUCGCGCGACAACAACAACGGCAAACACGUUGCGCUCAAGGUGGUGCGGUCCGCCACGCACUACACCGAGACGGCCGUCGACGAGAUCAAGCUGCUCAAUAAGAUUGUCCAGGCCAAUCCCGACCACCCCGGCCGCAAGCACGUCGUCAGCCUGCUGGACUCGUUUGAGCACAAGGGCCCCAACGGCACCCACAUGUGCAUGGUCUUCGAGGUGCUGGGCGAGAACCUGCUGGGCCUCAUCAAGCGCUGGAACCACCGCGGCAUCCCCAUGGCGCUGGUCAAGCAGAUCACCAAGCAGGUGCUGCUGGGCCUGGACUACCUGCACCGCGAAUGCGGCAUCAUCCACACCGACCUCAAGCCCGAGAACGUCCUCAUCGAGAUUGGCGACGUCAAGCAGAUUGUCAAGAGGGUCCUGCCCCAGGGUGCCGACAAGGACGAAAAGGAAAACAACCGCAACGGCCGCAGAAGGCGCAGGACUCUCAUCACAGGCAGCCAGCCGCUGCCGUCUCCCCUCCACGGCAACUUUGAAUCCUAUUUGCACGCCCCAUACUCGAGCAUGGAUCGAGCCUCUGGUAAGACGGAAGCGGGUAAGCAAAAAGAUGAUUCUCUUAAGGCCGAUGACGCUCACAACAAGAGAGAAAAGUCUGCCUUUGCCGCUGUUGGCCUUUCCUUUGUUGUCAUGUAUCUAACGUCAAGCACCGCUGCCAGUGACCUGUUGUCUCGCGAAGUCUCAGGAAUCUCUCUCAACACCCCGACGACCGAGGAUGGCCAUGACGUGAUCAGCGUCAAGAUUGCAGAUCUGGGUAACGCGUGCUGGGUUAACCACCACUUCACCAAUGAUAUCCAGACGCGACAAUAUCGGUCCCCGGAGGUGAUUUUAGGAGCGAAAUGGGGAGCAAGUACGGACGUGUGGAGCAUGUCUGCCAUGGUCUUUGAGCUGAUUACGGGCGACUACCUCUUCGAUCCUCAAUCGGGCACAAAAUACGGCAAGGACGACGACCACAUUGCGCAAAUCAUCGAACUGCUUGGCCCCUUCCCGCGCUCUCUCUGUCUUAGCGGCAAGUGGAGCCAGGAGAUCUUCAACCGCAAAGGCGAGCUGAGGCACAUUCACAGACUGAGGCACUGGGCGCUGCCCGACGUCCUGAAGGAGAAAUACCAUUUCAAAGAGGACGAGGCGAAGCGCAUCUCCGCUUUCCUGACUCCGAUGCUGGAGCUCGUGCCCGAGAAGCGAGCAAACGCCGGCGGCAUGGCCGGUCAUCCAUGGCUGGACGAUACCCCCGGCAUGAAGGGCGUCAAGAUUGAGGGGCUGGAGGUUGGGGGCCGCGGCGAGGGCAUCGACGGCUGGGCGACGGAGGUGCGGAGGCGAUGA
This is a messenger RNA of Trichoderma gamsii, 1554 nucleotides long. RefSeq names its product CMGC/SRPK protein kinase. The transcript has 4 exons. Lineage: Eukaryota; Fungi; Ascomycota; Sordariomycetes; Hypocreales; Hypocreaceae. The coding region runs from base 1 to 1554 and encodes 517 amino acids. Gene Ontology annotation, molecular function: protein kinase activity; ATP binding. Gene Ontology annotation, biological process: protein phosphorylation; spliceosomal complex assembly; regulation of mRNA processing. The record is from RefSeq and is a predicted model, not a curated record.